Messenger RNA from Dermacentor andersoni, 3198 nucleotides. RefSeq lists its product as uncharacterized. NCBI's taxonomy places the organism in Eukaryota, Metazoa, Arthropoda, Arachnida, Ixodida, Ixodidae. Gene Ontology annotation, biological process: DNA integration. Gene Ontology annotation, molecular function: nucleic acid binding; zinc ion binding. The record is from RefSeq and is a predicted model, not a curated record.
AUGGCGGCAACGGACGCUGCAAGGACAGCUGACCGAGGACCAGGAGGGAGUGCCACAUUCAGCGUGAAUCCUCACAGUUUGAUGCCGGGAUUCAACGAAAGCCGGGACGACUUGGAUGCCUAUUUAAAAAGGUUCGAGAGCGUCGCCACCGGACAAGAAUGGCCUAGAGACAAAUGGGCCACGGCUCUAAGUUUAUGCUUGAGCGCAGAAGCUCUGAAAGUCUUUGGACGUCUGUCUCCAGAAGACUCCCUCGACUACGAUAAAGCCAAGUUGGCGUUGCUCCAGCGUUUUCGGUUUACGGCGGAAGGCUACCGGGAGAAGUUCCGACAGAGCAAACCCCAAGAUGGCGAAACUGGAAAGCAGUACGCAACUAGGCUACUGAGUUUCUUUGAUCGGUGGGUGGAAAUGUCCAAAACCGAAAAAGAGUAUUUGGCACUUCGCAACCUAGUGGUGACGGAACAGUUUCUGAACAACUGUCAUCAUCGGUUAGGACUCUUCCUGCGCGAGAAGAGCUACCGCCAUCUAGAUGACAUGGCCGAAGCUGCCGAUAAUUUCCUAGAGGCUCAGAGACAGCCCAAUUUGUUAGUGUUCCGGCAGAAAUCGGAAGGCAGUAACCCUACGGAGAAAACCAGAAGCCCAUCUGAGAGAGUUCCAAUGCGAUGCUUCGUAUGUGGAAAACUGGGUCACGGGGCAUCAGACUGCCGAUCUAAGCAGAGGCAACCGUACUGCGGAUAUUGCCGUAAGCCCGGGCAUGAUGUCAAGGCCUGCACCAAGAAAAACGGUCCACCAAAGACGACGUCUUGCCUAUUGUCGCCAGAAGAAUGCCUGGAAGAUGUCAACACAGCAGUUGUUGAACAAGAAGACGUAACUAGCACGGUGAAGACCCACACAGGGACUGUAGCACGCAAGAUGCCAGUGCUAAAGGGCGUCGUCUUCGGACAGACCGCGUCAGUCUUGCGAGAUACAGGAAGCAACACGCUGGUCGUGCGUCGUUCCCUCGUACCGGACAAGGCUCUGACGGGCACCACCACUAAGCUUGUCCUGGCGGAUGGCAGCAGCAUUGAAGUUCCCGAGGCCAAGGUUGAAAUUAAUUCACCUUAUUUUUCUGGUACAGCGAUCGUAAAGUGUAUGACAGCUCCUCUAUACGAUGUUAUUAUCGGAAAUGUACCAGGCUCACGAGAACCUCACGAUCCAGAUAAAACCUGGACAAAGAGACUGAAGAAGCCCAUCGAAGAUGGUAUAGCAAGUGGGAAAAGAACGAAGGGAGAAGACCAUUCCCCGGAUGCUUUGCUGGUCGGCAUCAAGGGCCGAGACCAACAGCCGAAAACAUCCGCUAUCAAUAUCAGCGCCUUGAAAAUAACCAGGCAGGACCUUACCACGGCCCAGAACGAGGAUAAGACCUUAGAGUCUUGCAGGAACAAAGUGGGUCAAGUGUUCCAAGGCAAAAGAGUGGCAUCCUACUCAUUCGAAGUAGUAAAGGGAGUGCUGUAUCGUCGUUGCCGGCUGUCCUCGGGCAAAACAACCCAACAAGUGGUAGUACCCCAAAAAUUGCGGGGCCAAGUGCUCACCCUGGCGCACGAAAGCCUGAUGGCAGGACACCAAGAAAUCAAGAGAACGAUCGACCGUGUUCUAGAAUCCUUCUACUGGCCAGGAGUCCAAGAAGCAGUGAGAAGAUACGUACGCUCUUGUGACACUUGCCAGCGAACGUACCCUAAGAGUAAGGUGGGCAAGGCACCUCUUGGUCGCUUACCUUUAAUAGACACUCCAUUUGAAAGGGUGGCGGUGGACAUAAUCGGACCCUUAAAGCCUACGUCAAAUAAGGGUAACCGAUACAUACUGACCCUGGUGGACUUCGCUACCCGAUAUCCAGAUGCGAUAGCUUUGCCGUCGAUCGAUUCGGCUACGGUGGCCGAAGGACUGAUAGAAAUGUUUUCUCGCAUUGGAUUUCCACGUGAGAUACUGUGCGAUCAGGCCUCCUGUUUCACAUCGGACCUAAUGAGAGAGAUAAAUGACCUGCUGGCUAUCAAACAUCUAAGCUCGACGCCAUACCAUCCUAUGUGUAAUGGUCUGGUGGAGCGAUUUAAUGGCACAUUGAAACAAAUGCUACGCAAGAUGUGCCAAGAAGAACCAAAGUCAUGGGACCGAUUACUAGCACCCCUCUUGUUUGCGUAUCGUGAAGUGCCUCAGGCCAGCAUGGGGUUUUCUCCUUUCGAGUUGAUCUACGGUCGACACAUCCGAGGCCCACUCAGUCUACUUAAGGAACUAUGGACAGGAGACCACCUAGGCGAAGAAAUCAAGACCACAUACGGGUAUGUCUUGGAUCUCAGAGAUCGUCUGGAAAAGACACUACGGUUGGCACAAGAGAACUUGUCGCGAUCUAAAACGACCCAGAAAAUGUACUACGACCGGGGAAGCAAGAUACGCCAGCUGAAAGUUGGUGACCGUGCCCUUAUCCUGCUUCCAACGACGACCAACAAAUUGUUGAUGCACUGGAAGGGGCCUUUCUUGGUCACAGGAAAGAAAAGCAACUUUGAUUACUGGCUGGACUUGGGACACAUCACAAAACUGUUCCAUAUUAACAUGCUGAAGCGCUAUGAAGAGCGUGAACCCGAAAGUUCCCCACAGUCAGCAUCAUUCAUCGUGGUGGAGGAGGGCGAGACAGACACCCCUAUACCUACCUUCACAACAAAUGAGGGCCCGGGUACCGAAGCAAUUAAGCUUGGCGAUGAACUUCAAGAAGAUCAACGUGCAGCACUUCGCAGGCUCCUAGCCACCCACAAGGCUGUCUUUUCCGAAAUACCCGGAAAAACCAACUUAUUGGAGUGUCGUCUUCAGCUCACAACUUCUGAACCAAUUAACACUCUGCAAUAUCCCUUACCCCUCGCAAUGAAAGAGGUGGUCGAGAAAGAAGUGCAAGGUAUGUUACAACUUGGGGUGAUCGAACGGUCCGACUCGCCUUACAACUCUCCCUUGGUGCUGGUAAAGAAGCCCGACAAGACCUACCGUGCUUGCAUCGAUUUCCGUCGCAUCAAUGAUGUUCUGGUUUCCGACGCAGAACCUAUACCGAGGACGGACGUGAUCUUCGCUGAGAGCUUUGCUGACUUGCUCCACCACCAGAAGUACGAGAGCAAAGCUGAGCCCGCUGAACCGGUGCUGAGAAAGAGAGUGGUGAGCCAUACCGGCCUGCCACCUCCUUGA